Magnusiomyces paraingens is the source of this 2973-nucleotide messenger RNA. RefSeq lists its product as uncharacterized. The transcript is spliced from 2 exons. Gene Ontology annotation, cellular component: cytosol. Gene Ontology annotation, biological process: tetrahydrofolate interconversion. Gene Ontology annotation, molecular function: methenyltetrahydrofolate cyclohydrolase activity; formate-tetrahydrofolate ligase activity; ATP binding. The record is from RefSeq and is a predicted model, not a curated record. The coding region runs from base 1 to 2973 and encodes 990 amino acids. Lineage: Eukaryota; Fungi; Ascomycota; Dipodascomycetes; Dipodascales; Dipodascaceae.
AUGUUUUCAUCAUCUUUAAGGUCACUGCGCGCAGUUCGUGCAGAGCGUAUUGUUCCUAAACUGCGGCAUCUCGCAGCAACUAAACCCUCGGUUCCUCUCGUGUUUUCGGCAACACGAUCCUUCAGCAAUGCUGCCCGUCUCCUUGAUGCUGAAAAGAUUGACGGCAAAGCAAUUGCAAAGUUGAUCCGUGAAGAAGUCCACACUGAAAUUGAUUCAUUGAAAGCUUCCACUCCUUCUUUCAAGCCUAACCUUGUCAUUAUUCAAGUGGGAAGUCGUCCUGAUUCUUCUGCUUAUGUUCGUAUGAAGCUUAAGGCUGCUAAGGAGGCUGAUAUUCUUUGCGAGCACCGUAAUCUUCCUGAGGAUAUUACCGAGGCUCAACUUUUGCAUCACAUUGAAAAGCUCAACGAUGAUCCUUCAGUUCAUGGUGUUUUAGUUCAGCUGCCUCUUCCUAAAUCAAUCAACGAAACCACUAUUACCAAUGCUGUUAUCACUGAAAAGGAUGUUGACGGUUUCGGUCCCAUCAAUGUUGGAGAGCUUGCUAAGCGCGGCGGCUCCCCCCUCUUUGUUCCUUGCACCCCCAAAGGUGUUAUGGUCCUUCUUGAGCGCUCUGGUAUUGAUCUUCGUGGUAAGCGUGCAGUUGUGAUUGGCCGCUCUGACAUUGUUGGAAACCCUGCUUCGUAUCUCUUGCGUAACGCCGAUGCUACUGUCACUGUCUGCCACAGCAGAACACAAAACCUCCCUGAUGUUGUUCGUGAAGCUGAUGUUGUCGUUGCAGCCAUUGGCAAACCAGAAUUUGUCAAGGGUGACUGGAUUAAGCCUGGCGCUAUCGUUAUUGAUGUUGGUAUCAAUUAUAUUCCUGACGCUACCAAGAAGUCUGGAAAGCGUCUUGUCGGUGAUGUUGAAUAUGAAUCGGCCGCCAAGGUCGCCUCCAAAAUUACACCUGUUCCAGGUGGUGUUGGUCCAAUGACUGUCGCCAUGCUUAUUAAGAACGUUUUGGACUCAGCAAAGCGUUCUCUUGAUGCUGAGUCUCACCGUCAUAUUACUCCUCUUCCCCUUGAGCUUAAGACUCCGGUUCCUUCUGAUAUCGCCAUUUCUCGUGCUCAAGAACCCAAGCAUGUCCGUGCUGUUGCAAAGGAGAUUGGUAUUACCGAGCACGAGUUUGAGCCUUAUGGAGCUUACAAGGGCAAGGUCAGCCUUGAUGUUCUCGACCGUCUCAAUGAUAGAAUCGAUGGUAAAUAUGUCCUUGUAGCUGGUAUCACCCCUACUCCCCUUGGUGAAGGAAAGUCUACUACUACCGUCGGUCUGGUUCAGGCUCUUGGUGCUCAUCUCAAUAAGAUGGCCUUUGCAACUGUCCGUCAACCCUCCAUGGGCCCUACUUUUGGUAUCAAAGGUGGCGCUGCUGGCGGCGGCUACUCUCAAGUCAUUCCCAUGGAUGAGUUCAAUAUGCAUUUGACAGGUGAUAUUCAUGCUAUCUCAGCUGCCAAUAACCUUCUUGCCGCUGCCAUCGACACCAGAAUGUUCCACGAAAACUCACAGAAGGAUGCUGCCCUUUACAAGCGCCUGGUUCCUGCAAAGAAUGGUGUCCGCAAGUUUACUCCUAGCAUGCUCCGCAGAUUAAAGAAGCUUGGUAUUGACAAAACCGACCCUAAUUCACUUACUCCCGAAGAAAUCACUAAGUUUGCCAGACUUGACAUUGACCCCGAUACCAUUACAUGGCGCAGAGUUGUUGACUGUAACGACAGAAUGCUUAGAACUAUUACCAUUGGUGAGGGCAAGGCCGAGAAAGGUCAGACCAGAGUCACUGGCUUUGACAUUUCAGUCGCCAGUGAGUGCAUGGCCAUUCUUGCGCUUUCUUCUUCCCUUAAGGAUAUGCGUGAACGCCUUGGCCGGAUGGUUGUCGCUAGCAGUAAGCAGGGUGAACCCAUUACCUGCGAAGAUAUUGGCGCCGGUGGUGCUCUUACUGCUCUCUUAAAGGAUGCUAUUAAACCCAACCUCAUGCAAACUUUAGAGGGAACUCCAGUGUUUGUUCACGCUGGUCCAUUUGCAAACAUCAGUAUCGGUGCUAGCUCUAUCCUUGCUGACAAGAUUGCUCUCAAACUUGCCGGUACCCACGAAGGUGAGAAUAGAAAAGAGAAAGCUGGUUACGUUGUUACUGAGGCUGGUUUCGACUUCACCAUGGGCGGUGAGCGUUUCUUUAACAUUAAGUGCCGCACUAGUGGUCUUAGACCCGAUGCCGUUGUCAUUGUGGCCACAGUUCGUGCUCUUAAGCUCCAUGGUGGUGGUCCUGACGUCAAGCCUGGUGCCUCUCUUCCUGAAGAGUACCGCACUGAAAACAUUGAGCUUGUUAGAAACGGUGCUCGUUCGAACUUGCGCAAGCAGAUUGAAAACGCAAAGUCUUAUGGCAGCCCUGUAGUUGUCGCUAUCAACCGGUUUGUGACUGAUACUGAUGCUGAGCUUGAAGUCAUUCGAGAGGCUGCUCUUGAAGCUGGUGCCUUUGAUGCUGUUCCUACUAACCACUGGGAACAGGGUGGUCUUGGUGCCAUUGAUCUUGCUCAGGCAGUUAUUAAGGCUACCGAUGCUCCCAAGACCACUGAGAAGAUUAACCUUCUCUACUCUACCGAAGGCACUUCUCCUGAAGAGAAGCUCAAUAUCAUUGCCCAGAAAAUGUAUGGUGCUGCUGGUGUCGAGCUCAGUGAAGUCGCUAAGAAGAAGGUCGAGACAUAUACUAAACAGGGCUUUGGAAACUUGCCUAUUUGCAUUGCUAAGACUCAGUACUCUCUGUCACACGAUCCCGCUCUUAAGGGCGCCCCAACUGGUUUCACUGUUCCCAUUCGUGAUCUCCGUGCAUCAGUUGGUGGUGGUUAUCUCUAUGCUCUUGCUGCUGAAAUUAUGACCAUUCCUGGUCUCCCCACCCACGCUGGUUUCAUGAAUGUCGAGGUCAAUGAGGAUGGUGAAAUUGAAGGAUUAUUUUAA